This is a messenger RNA of Cryptosporidium ubiquitum, 984 nucleotides long. Its product is annotated as XPA binding protein 1. The record is from RefSeq and is a predicted model, not a curated record. The transcript has 2 exons. Gene Ontology annotation, molecular function: GTPase activity. NCBI's taxonomy places the organism in Eukaryota, Apicomplexa, Conoidasida, Eucoccidiorida, Cryptosporidiidae. The coding region runs from base 1 to 984 and encodes 327 amino acids.
AUGGCUGGAAGCGGAAAAACUUCUUUUGUAAGUGCUUUAUAUCAUCAUUUAACACAGAAGGAGUUGAAGAGAGUUUAUACAGUUAAUCUAGACCCAGCAGUUUUAUCUUGCCCAUAUCCUGUAAACAUCAAUAUUAAGAGCACUUUUGACUAUAAAAAAAUAAUGAAGGAUUACGGGUUAGGACCAAAUGGAGCAAUAAUGACAUGUCUUAGCCUUUUCGCAGUUAAGUUUGACCAGGUAUUGAAUAUUCUUGAGUCUAAAUCCGAUAUUGAUUACGUAAUACUCGACACUCCUGGGCAAAUAGAAGUUUUUAAUUGGUCAGCGAGUGGAUCUAUUAUAUUGGAAGGUCUUUCUAUCUCUUUUCCGACAAUAGUGGCAUAUGUUGUCGAUACUGUUAGAUCUCAAAAACCAGUGACGUUCAUGUCAAAUAUGCUAUAUUCAUGUAGCGUAAUGUAUAGAUGCAAACUGCCUUUUAUCUUGAUUUUUAACAAAAUUGAUGUUACAGACCAUCUAUUGUGUACUAAAUGGAUGAAAGACUACGAUUUGUUUUCAGAUUCUGUACUUUCUAGUGAUGAUUCUUAUAUGGCAAGCUUAAGCAGAUCGUCUGCAUUGGCAUUAUAUGAAUUUUAUAAGGAUCUGAAGUUUGUUGGAGUGUCAUCUUCUGUAGGAACAGGCAUGAAGAGCUUUCUUGAAAAAUUAGAUGAGGCAAGCGAAGAGUUUGAGACACAGUAUAGAAAAUGGAUUAGCGACAGAAAAGAAGCAAUAAAGAAACAGAGGGAGGACGAAACCUUGCAAAAAUGGAAUGAAAUCAGUAAUAUAUUUAAAUCAAAUAACGAAAAAUUAAGUAGUGAUACACAAAUUCCAUGCAUUCCCGAACAUCUCGUAGAAGGUCACGAAGGAAGUAGUGAAAGCGAAGACUUAAGCGAUAUUGACCAAAUCGAACAAGUGAUGUUGAACCCAAAAGGAAAACUAAAUUUCAUCUAG